Molecule: messenger RNA, 5260 nt
Organism: Triticum urartu
Lineage: Eukaryota; Viridiplantae; Streptophyta; Magnoliopsida; Poales; Poaceae
Source: RefSeq, a predicted model, not a curated record
AAAGUAAUCCAAAGACAGCAGCCUCCACCACCACCAGCUCGCUCUACUCUGUUCCCCGCACUCUUGGGUUCCAGCUCGCCUCCACCAGUGCCGCCGCCGCCGUCUUCUCAUCCGUCGCCGCCGUUCCCGUCGCGGUCAGCAGCAGCAGCAGCAGGCCGGGUACGGGAUGGGGAAGAGGAAGAAGGGGGAGGAGGAGGAGCAGGCGGCGGAGAGGAUCCCCAGCGACCUACUCCCGGAGGUCCUGGCGCGGGUGCCGUACCGGUCCCUCUGCCGCUUCAAGUGCGUGUCCACGGCCUGGCUGGCGCUCUGUUCCGAUCCCGCCGUCCGCAGGAGGUCGCCGCAGACGCUCUCCGGCUUCUUCUGCUACCCGCAUAUCGACGGUGUCAGCGGCCGGCGCGACGAGGGCCUCAGCUUCCUCAACCUGUCCGGGAGGGGCCGGCCGCUGGUCGACCCCUCUCUCCCUUUCUUGGGGAACUACAAGAAUGUCAUUCUCCUAAACUGCUGCGCCGACAUUCUCCUCUGCCAAGGCUGGAAUAGAACCACGCAAGUUCCGGAAUACUUCGUGUGCAACCCUGCGACCGACAAGAUCUGGGCAGUGCUGCCUGCGCUUGAUGUGCCAGAGCCUCAAGUUCCCUACAUCUACAUGGUGGGCCAACAUGUAACCUGGAGCUGCAAGUUCUGUUUGUGUUUCAACCCCGCCGUUCCCUCUCGCUUUGUGGUUUUCGCGUUCGUUGAGAGAGGCCACACCAUAGUGGCAGUAAGGGUCUACUCAUCGGAUACCGGAGAAUGGACUUCCACAGAGAGCGGUGGCCAUAUCGUGGCAUAUGGUGGUGAACAACUAUAUGACUUUUUCAAUGAUACCCUGUAUUUCAGAGCCUAUGAUCAUGGAGAUGGCAGGUUCUAUCCCAGGGGGAGACUAAUACCCUCAAUAUUUACAGUGAACACGGACGGGGAUACUUGGAGGAGAAUUCCAAUGCCACCCGAAGUUCAUUUUUCUUUCAUUGGGCACUCUCAGGGACACUUAUACGGUAUGGGCAUAGAGCAUGUUAAUGAUUGCGUGCUAUCGGUUUGGGCUCUCAAGGAUUAUCCCAGUGGAAAGUGGACCUUAAAACAUACUGCCAGCAUCUUGAAACUGGUAGGAAGGUCUUAUCGUGAGCUCGGUGAACAAUAUAUGGUGGCUGCGGUCCAUCCAGAAUGUAACCUGAUCUUCCUUGUUGGUUGGAUGAGAUCGCAAGAGACACUUAUGUCGUAUGAUAUGGAUAGUCAGAAACUGAACGUUAUCUGCACUCUUGACGAUUACCACAUGUCAACGCUCCGACCUUACAUUCCCUGCUUUGCGGAAUGGCCGCCGUCAGAUGCUCACUGAAUCCGAGAGCAGCUUCACAUUUGCUAAGUUGGCAUGGCUCCUUCAUGGAAACCUGUUGUUGGGUAUGGUCCAGAUCUUCUAGCUUUGGCCACAUCAAAGGAGAUAAUGUCUUGAUUCUUCCACUCUACCAACUUUGAGUGUGUUUUCAUGCUCAGGAUUUCAGAAUGACAACAAAUAGCUGGAAUUUCCUGCCUGCGUGAUGCACUUAAAAAGCAAAAUUACUUCUGAUGUCGAGGUGAGGUAAUCUUUCACUUGUUCUACUCACAGUGCUGUGAGGUAAGUCGGUUACUUGCAGUUAAAACUUCACUUUACAUCCAGAUUUGUGUUUUUGAGUUUGGAUCCAGUGACCAUAGUUUUCUGUUCUCCUUUUCUGGCAACAACUGGGAGCUCUGAAAAAGUUGGACACCAACAGAUAACAUAUAAAUGAAUUGGUCAAUGGAUGAAAAUAAAUUUCCAAUUUAAUCCUGAAGUUACAUUAUAGUUGUUCAGGUAAUGUCAUUUUAAUUGUUUGAGCCUGAAGCUCAUACACGAGCUUUAGCUUUGAGCUGACUUUCCCCUGUUAUUCAUCGAUUAUGAUGUUCCCAUCUCUGAAUUUUAGGAGAUAAGCAAUGUCUUCUUUUGUUUUCCGUUGCCUAAGGCUGACCAUGGGAUAUGUUCCGCACCAUGGUGACUAUUGCAUCUCUAAUAGUUUGCAUUUCCAGUAUGCUUAUGACAAGCUUAAUUUGAAAACAGAAUCAAACAACAUGUACACAAAAUUACAAAAGACACCUCAAAUAAAGCAAAUAAAGUUGAUGUACAUUGACUACCAAUAGUACAAAGCAGAACGCAAGGAUUGUUACUUUAGAAUUUCAAGAGAGAUCAACCAAUACAAUAAUAAGCAUGCAGAAUGCCACGAUAACAUUAAAAGGCAUAAUUUGUCUGAUAACGGUGGCCACAAUCUUCCAUUUUGCAACAUUCCUUCUCGCAUUCUAGAAGUUGACUUCUGUCAAUACUCAAGCUUUGAUGUGGACUUCUUGUUACAGUGAGUAAUCUCUACAAAGUGAUUUGGCCUUAGUGGGAGCUGAACUGGGAAAUGUACCUAACUGCAUUUUAAUAAGAGAAUUGCUUGUCUGGCAAAACAUCAGUUUUAUAGAGGAUGCGGACUACAUAGUACCUGCAUAUUUGCUCUGCCAUUGUGUAUCCUCUUGACAGGAGUGGUAUUGGAGCUAGCCUUUUGAUAUAUAAUAAAGCAAAAACAAGCAUGUAGUAGAUAAAGUUUUAAGAAGAAUAUUUUUUUACUGUUCUCGUAUCCUCCCUAGCUGUAUACUUUUGAGAAACGACAAAUCUGAUAUUUUGUACAUGUGCCUUUUCGAGAAUGUUUUCUGACUUUGUAGAAACUUCACUUUUCAUAGGAGCAUGUGCAAUGAGGCGGCGAAAAAUAUGCAGUAGGGAGGAAUAUGCAGGCUUCUAGUACUAGGGCAGAGCAUAAGCAUAGCCUACGAUUUCCCGUGUGAGAAAAGCUUGAUCAGGUGGCUGAUGAACCUGUCUCCUGAAAUAGCUUCAUCUAGCCUGAUACAGCCCCAAACUUCUAAUCUUAGACAGGGACAAGAAUGGCAUAUAGAUCAUAUAUUUUAGCAGAGCUGCCCCCCACAUCGUCCAUCCCAAUCAUUAUAAAAUGCAAGGGAGAAUGGUAUAUGAUUCUCGCUGUAUAUAGUGGGUUGGCACCCAGAAAAACCAGAUGCAGACCUUUGCAUCACUCUGGUAUCGAAUUACCACAAUUUAAUUGAGGUCAAUUUAUGCUUGUGUUAUUUUAGCACCGUUAAAUUUCCACCGUCGAGAAGGGAUCAACUGGGUCCCAUUUCUGAAAGCAAUUAGGCAUAUGUACAAAGGUUCCAACCUUUGCUCCAAGCAAACCUAGAGUAGAAGUUGGUUAUGAGAAAGCUCACCAUAAAUAAAUAUAAAAGAUUGCCGUUGUCUUGUUUCAGCAAAAAAUAUUUCUAUUGUCAAACAAUGUAAGGUGACUGAGUUUCGCAUUUGAUGACAAAACACACUCAAGCUUUAGAUUCAUUCCAGCAAGAUCUUUUAACCAUUUGCGCCAGUGAAAGUAAGAAGAGAACCAUAUGAUGUCUAUAAGACUUGAAAUACUCUGCUUUAUAUAAGCACUUAUGUUGCUACAGAGUACUUAGGUCUCAGGAAUAUGUACCUUCAUGAAGAGUGCACCACGUUUAUGCUGCAAGCUGCCUUGCAUUUCAGCCGAUAUGGUUCCCUAAUCGAUGCUGAUUGGGUAUCGGCUCUUGAUAGGUACUCCUGGCAAAAUAGUCACUCUUCCUUGGCUCUAUAUCCUGAUUGUAUCCUGAAACAAGUUGCGGUAUACAAUUCUUUCCGCACUGAAAUUCCACCAGCAGAAAUGGUUUCUGAAAGUCCAUGGAUUAGUGAUACUUGAGCAUGCAAGUCGUGCCAAUUCGUGGGCAGAAGAAAGCAGUGGGCAUUAAUACUCCAUGCAACAAGCAGGGAAAUUCUUGGUUGGCUGUAAAAUGGGAUCAAAGGGAGAGGAAACAACAUUUGAUUAUUUUUGUUCCCUCUCCACUGUCAAAGAUGCAUCUUAUCAACCUUUGCAUGAAAUGGUUCCAGAUUCUCUUGUCAUGACAGCUGCAGUGAGCACGGUGUGAAAAAACCGCACUGUCGUGUGAUCAAUGCAGAUUCCAGGGAUUGUUCGACAUAUAUUCCCUUCUUCAGUGCUUCAGGCCUCCACUAUAAAUACAGCCAAAUGGGGAUGUGGACUUCAUACACUUCCUUACGUCUAAGAUCAUACAAACUAAAGCAUCACCUAGUGCUCUUGUUGCAGAGACAACAGAAGCCAUGAGCUAUUAUGGAAGCAGCUCUUCUGGUGGCAGGGGUGGCCGUCGAGUCGAGUAUGGGAGGAGCUAUGUGGUGAGGCCAAAGGGACGGCACCUAGCCACCAUUGUGUGGCUCCAUGGCCUAGGUGACAAUGGUGCAAGCUGGUCCCAGCUCCUGGAUGCUCUUCCCUUGCCCAAUAUCAAGUGGAUAUGCCCCACCGCAGCGACCCGGCCCGUCGCGGCUUUUGGCGGCUUCCCCUGCACUGCAUGGUUUGACGUUGAUGACACUUCGGUCGAUGGUCGCGACGACAUCGAGGGGCUGGAUGCUUCAGCUGCACACAUAGCGAACCUACUGUCCUCCGAGCCUUCUGAUGUGAAGCUUGGGAUCGGCGGUUUCAGCAUGGGUGCAGCAGCUGCCCUGCACUCGGCAGCAUGCUACGCUCAUGGCAAGUUCAGCAGCGGCACCCCCUACCCGAUCACUCUCAGCGCAGUCGUCAGCUUGAGCGGCUGGCUCCCUUGCUCAAGGACACUGAGGGGCAAGAUGGAGGGCUCACACAUGGCAGCAAGAAGAGCCGCCUCCCUGCCCAUCCUGCUCAGCCAUGGCAGAGCGGACGAGGUCGUGCCCUACAGGAACGGGGAGCGGUCGACCGAGUUCCUGCGGUCCUCGGGGUUCUCGUAUCUGACUUUCAAGUCCUACAACGGGUUGGGCCACUACACCAUCCCCGAAGAGAUGGACGACGUCUGCAGGUGGCUCAGCUCGCGGCUCAGCGUCGACCGAUCUCGUUAAAGAGAACAGCGCUUCUGUCAUUCUGCGUGUGCGCGCGACGCAGUGGCUUCCCUAGUAGCAUAUAGCAGAGUGUAAACUUACUAUAGAGAGGUGAAUGCUGGUUUGGUAGCUUGUGACAGCACCACAUGCCCCUGAUCUCUACAGGCUGCCACUGCUGCUCUAAGCAAGCAACCAUGAGUGCUGUGUAGUAAACUGGUGAAGGUGUGAGAGCAUAUUUAUCAGAAUUAUGUAAUGUAACCAGUGCUUGUUUUGUAAUGCAAAAAUAACCAUCUAUACAGAUCAUACUAUUCA